GAACACUGUUUUGUUUUUGUUGGUUAGGUAUAAAGUUAGGUUAUAUCGUUAAAUUACUAUUUUCAAAACAAAAUGUGAUUAUUUGGUCAAGAUAAGUGAUUUUUUAAGAAAGAACUCUAUUUACUAGAUGAAAAAAUGGCUCAGAUAAUGUUGGCUCAUUAUCUUCAACUUAUUGAACGUUGUUGGAAAGCACAGGAUGGAGAAAAGUUAGCAUCAUUCCUCUCGUUAAGACAUGAACACACAAGAAGUAAACAUCUUUAUACUGAUAGGCCUGAAAGUAUGAUAGAGCGUUUUAUUUCAUCUCCAGUCGACGAACUAGCGUCUUAUCACUUAAAGUGCAUCUUUUUUAUCAGCAAUAACCAGUACAUUCAAGCUUAUCAACAGCAAAGCAAUCUAACACAGUGUAUAGCAAGGGUAUUGCAGUCUCAAAAGGAAGAAAAUUGGCUAUUGCCUGUUAUGUAUGUAGUGUGUUUGGAUUUGAGAUUAUUGGCUCAAAGAGCAGAAAAAGAAAGAGCUGGUGUAAAUGAAAAACCCGGUGAAAUUUUAGAGAAAGCAGCAGAGUGUCUUAUGGGCUGCUUUCGAGUAUGUGCUGCUGAUAACAGAUCUUCUGAAGAAGAUACUAAAAGGUUGGGAAUGCUGAAUCUUGUAAAUCAACUUUUUAAAGUAUACUUUCGAAUAAAUAAAUUGCAUUUAUGUAAACCUCUUAUAAGGGCUAUAGAAUCGUCUCCGUUCAAAGAGAGUUUUUCUUUGAGCCAACAGAUAACUUACCGGUAUUUUGUGGGAAGGAAAGCAAUGUUUGAUAGUGAUUAUAAAGCUGCAGAUGAAUAUCUAACAUAUGCCUUUGAAAAUUGCCAUAGAAGCAGUAGAAGGAAUAAAAGAUUAAUAUUAAUUUAUUUGGUACCUGUGAAGAUGCUGUUGGGUUAUAUUCCUAAUAAAAAAGUACUUGAAAAGUACAAUGUCCUGGAGUUUUGGGAUUUAGUUCAAGCCGUUUGUCAAGGAAAUCUAAAGCUUUUUGAUGAAAUAAUGGAAAAGCAUGAAGCGUUCUUUAUCAAUUGUGGCAUUUAUUUGAUAGUGGAUAAAUUGAAAAUUUUGGCUUAUCGUAAUUUAUUUAGAAGAGUUUACUUAAUUCUCAAUACUCAUCAAAUACCUAUAGACGCGUUUCAAACUGCCCUCGUUUAUUUAGGCCAAACCGAUGUCGAUUUAGACGAAACGCAGUGUAUAGUAGCCAAUUUAAUUUAUGAAAACAAGAUCAAAGGAUACAUUUCACAUCAACAUAAAAAGUUAGUUGUUAGUAAACAAAAUCCUUUUCCAUCCCUAACUAGUUUAAGCUAAUUUACAUUGUAUAAAUAAUAAAUAUUUUUUUGUGGUACA
Molecule: messenger RNA, 1371 nt
Organism: Agrilus planipennis (emerald ash borer)
Lineage: Eukaryota; Metazoa; Arthropoda; Insecta; Coleoptera; Buprestidae
Gene: PCID2
Product: PCI domain-containing protein 2 homolog
Exons: 2
Coding region: 136-1332 (398 amino acids)
Biological process (GO): post-transcriptional tethering of RNA polymerase II gene DNA at nuclear periphery; transcription elongation by RNA polymerase II; poly(A)+ mRNA export from nucleus
Cellular component (GO): transcription export complex 2
Molecular function (GO): RNA binding; double-stranded DNA binding
Source: RefSeq, a predicted model, not a curated record